GACCACCUCUUCACGCCCUCUUUCAUGCUAUCGUGCGCCUUCCCUCCCUGUCCCUGAGCCUCCUACACCCCUCUGCCAUUCGCCCGUCCGCUUUUCGACUCAACUGUGAUAUAAUCCAACCGUUGCUGGAGCGAUGGGCGGAGACGGAGCGCAGUCGCAGCAUAUUCCGGCCGAGACGGCGGAGGAACAGUACAUCAAGGCCAAGACCUCGGUGUGGUGGGAUAUAGAGAACUGUCACGUGCCGAAGGUGUGCGAUCCCCACGCCAUAGCGCAGAAUAUAAGCUCCGCGCUCGUUAAAAUGAACUACUGUGGGCCCGUCUCCGUCUCCGCUUACGGCGAUACCACCAGAAUCUCCCCCGCUGUCCAGCAGGCGCUCAACAGCACCGGUGUAGCCCUCAAUCACGUCCCCGCCGGUGCUAAAGAUGCUAGUGACAAGAAGAUUCUGGUGGAUAUGUUAUUUUGGGCUGUUGACAAUCCCGCACCUGCCAAUUAUUUAUUGAUUUCCGGAGACAGAGAUUUCUCAAAUGCUUUGCAUCAACUACGGAUGCGUCGGUAUAAUAUUCUUCUUGCUCAACCACAAAAAGCUUCUGCGCCACUUCUUGCUGCUGCAAAGAGUGUAUGGCUCUGGACUAGUCUAGUAGCUGGAGGGCCACCACUUACAACAGUUGAAACUGCUCAAUUUGUAAGUAACAGCUAUGGGCAUAUACCCACCUCUGACUCAUUACGUACAGAUACCAUUAUGGGUAACAAACCAGUGGAAUCGUUUUAUGAAAGUUCUCAGUUGGGUAACCAAAAAUAUUCAAAUAUGGGAAGAGGAACAGAUGUAAAAUAUAAAGGCAAACAACCUCGCAGAAACUUCACUCAACCUUCUAUGCCAAGAACCUCUAGUAGCAUGAUUGGGUCUGAAGAAGAUUCUAACAGUGGAAACUUUCAUCCAGGAUAUGUACACCCUAAGCAGUUCAAUGAACACCAGGACUUAUCUACUGCAUAUAACCCAAAAGUUGCUAGCGGUGGAAUAGCGAACUCGUAUUAUCCUGGUAAUCCUGAUUUCCCGCGAGCAGACAAUUCCCACCCUCAUGUCUCUCAUCAAAUUCACUACCCUCAGCCAUUAAAACCAAACAGCCUCCCCACUGAAACUGCAACACUGCCUGUUAGCUCGUCUCUAACUAACCCCCAUUGGCAUCCUUCUAAUGUAUUAAAUCGCAGACCUGAUUCACCUAACUUGACCACAGCUCCUCCAACCAACGUUCCUGAUAUUUUCAAUUUAAACAUUUCUGAGCACACAAGAAAUGAUCAAAGCGCACCUGCUUCGCAACAACGUAGUGGAGGAGAGAGAAGACCAAUGUCUAGUGAAUCGCCAAACAGAGUAAACUCGAAUGCUCAGCAAAAAGGAUUUAAUGCUCAGAAGAGAUCUUUUCAUCAAGACGGUCAAAACAACAGGUAUCCACAUGGUAAUCAAGAUACAUUAGCACAGUUAUCAUCUGGAUCAGGAACUGCUGCCAUCCCUGUAAAUGGUUCGUGGGGAACAUCAGGAUGCCCUAAACCUUCUGAAUAUGUACAAGGUCUUAUUGGGAUUGUCCUACUGGCUUUAAACACCCUAAGAAUUGAGAAGAUUAUGCCAACAGAGGAAAAUAUUGCAGAUUGCAUCAGAUAUGGAGACAUCCGACAUCGCAAUACUGAUGUUAAGAAAGCUUUGGCGUGUGCACUUGACCAGCAAUUGGUUGUACUGCAACAAAUAGGUUCCCUACAGUUGUAUAUUGGGAAAAAUGAGAGACUAUGGCAAUGUCUAAACCCUAUGGGUGGUGAUGCAAACAAGUAUUCAAAAUCAAUAUGGGAUGAAAUCCAAAAAUUUCUUUCAUCCUCUUCUGGAAGAUCUGCUAUACUGGAAACAAACUGCAGGUAUGAGGCAGCAACUGUUAUGAAAAAGAUGUGCUUAAAAGAGCUUCCAUUGGGUGAAAUUCUCCAGAUCUUGCAAAUGGUAAUUAACAUGAAAAAGUGGAUUAUAUAUAAUUAUCAGUCAGGAUGGAAACCAAUUAAGGUUGCAGUUCCAGAGUCCAGCCCUGAUUCAGGGCUGGCAGCUGCUACAUAAGGUCAAAGUAUUUGCAGUUGGGAGGGGAGAAGGUAUGAAUAUUUGUAUUUGAUUCAUGGCUUCAUGGUGAUGUGAAAUGGUUUGAAUUGAAAAGUAAUUAUAUUUAGCCUUCUCCCCUAGGUAUUGGCUGCUGAAUAUGUAGCCUUGAGAUAAAAUAGCAGUAUUUAGGUUCUUGUUUAAGUUUUGCUUUAAGAAGACUUCGAAGGUCUAGCUUGAAAGUUGUGGUUAGAUAACGUUUGAAACAUCAGAGAGCCGGUAGUUGCUCUCUUUAUAUGAUUGUUUACCUUUGGCUUAACAUGGCCUAUUUGGAGAGACGUUUCUAUGAUGAUCAGGUACUUGUAUGCGAUUGAUAAUGGAAAUCUGUGGCCAUGGAAGGUUUUGAGAUUCAACUACUUGGAGAACAUGUUGGGGGGCUAAUAUUAUCAAAUUAACAUCAGAGUUUCGAAUAAGGCUUUUUGUGAUCAAUUCUUGCUGUGGUAUGAUUGGGACUCACAUACUUGCAUAUGGUUGUUGAUUACUACUGUUGGAGAAAACACGGUGGCUAAAGUAUUGCAAAGUAUCAGAGGGCAUAAGGAUCUUGUUGGUUUAUGUGGAAUUCCGGUGGAUGUAGUUUUAUGAUGCAGCUCUAAGAUUGAGAUUAUGAAAACAUGGAAAUGAGUCACUGGAAAAUCACGCUUAAUAAGAGAGCUUAGCAUGGUGAUAUUCUGUCAAAGCCACUUGAAAAUUCACAAGCUUAAGGAUGGUCUUUCAAAGCAAUUUCUUGUGAUUAUCGUAAUUUCUCAAAGCUUCGGUUUAGUGGAAUUUAUUGCGUUCUCUGAUUUGUUCUGCAUAGCGAGUUUGCUACACCAGCGGGAUUUCAGACGGUAGACUUGGAAUUUUGAAACAAAAUGAAGGAUUGAUGAUGAUGACGAUAUCUCCGUUCUAAGCAUGUAAAUGCAAACAGUAUAUCUUAGCUGAAACUAUUUUACUCUUUACUCUGUUCUUGGUUGUGAAGCUCUCUGCUUCCAUAGUUGAAAUUAUGUAAAUUAAGUGUUCCAGCGCUUUUGAUGACGAGAAAUAGAGUAGUAUUGUACUUUCUUGAUAAUUGUUGUUGAAUACGCUUAUGGGGUUUUGAAAUAAUAACAGUACGUUUUAUUAUGCUAA
Molecule: messenger RNA, 3232 nt
Organism: Salvia hispanica
Lineage: Eukaryota; Viridiplantae; Streptophyta; Magnoliopsida; Lamiales; Lamiaceae
Biological process (GO): regulation of gene expression
Cellular component (GO): peroxisome
Molecular function (GO): RNA nuclease activity
Source: RefSeq, a predicted model, not a curated record